Messenger RNA from Chinchilla lanigera (long-tailed chinchilla), 4195 nucleotides. RefSeq names its product nicotinamide riboside kinase 1 (gene Nmrk1). Gene Ontology annotation, cellular component: cytoplasm. Lineage: Eukaryota; Metazoa; Chordata; Mammalia; Rodentia; Chinchillidae. The transcript has 8 exons. The record is from RefSeq and is a predicted model, not a curated record. The coding region runs from base 786 to 1418 and encodes 210 amino acids.
UGAUAAGUCCAAGGGACACUUCAGUGAAGCCGAGCGGCCAGGAUGAAAUGCCCUGCAACCUCUAGACCAAGGGUCGACAAAACAGCCUGUGGCUUAAGUCUGGCCACCUACCUACCUGCCUGACCCUGGCAGUUUCACAAGAGAAUGUUAGCUUAGAAACGAGGUAAAGGAAAUGUUCCAAUUAAAGAGAAAUUCCAUUCCCGUCAUGAGCAGUCUUGUAUUACCCGCCCAAGUGAAAGCACUCAAUUAUGAUUAUCUUAAGUGUCAUAAAAAUUUUUCUGAAAACUUGCUGUUUCCUUUGUUGUGUAAGUCCCAAUGUAAUAACGCAGAUUUGACUCAUUAGCCCAAAUAGCCUCAAAUAUUUACUAGCUGGUCCGUUUCCAAAACAAUUUGCCUGACCAGCCCGUAGACCUAGGCUGUAAAGUUAGGAAACAGUGCUAUAAAAGGACAUUGGCUUAUGUUUCCCUCCAGCUAGCAGUGAUGUGCUUCCUCUUUCUGGAGGGGAGAAAAGAAACUAUCUCUGAGGCCUCCCUCCCUCUGGGAAAACUGUCACCUGGUGACUAAAUCUACAGGUGAGAGGGUCCUGACCAGAAAGCUUCUGAAACCCUAGACCCUGCUGUGCCUGGAAACAGAGACCCAAAGGUGUCAGUUCUCUCCUUGUUGUUUGACAGGCGCUGAGCACCAAUCAGCUGUGGUCACUGCGCAAUAAUCUGUCAGCCAGAAGCCAGGAGGCCUGAAGCUCUCCCACCUGAAAUACUAGGAAGACGUGAUUUUCAAAGCAAAUUAUGAAAGCAUUUGUCAUUGGAAUCGGUGGUGUGACAAACGGUGGAAAGACAACCCUGGCUAAGAAUUUGCAGAAACACCUCCCAAACUGCAGCCUCAUAUCUCAGGAUGACUUCUUUAAGCCAGAGUCUGAGAUAGAGAAAGAUAAAAAUGGAUUUUUGCAGUAUGAUGUGCUUGAAGCGCUUAACAUGGAAAAAAUGAUGGCAGCCAUUUCUUGCUGGAUGGAGAAUCCAAGAUGCUCUCUGGGAUCAACAGCUGGCAGCAGUGCAGAGGAAAUGCACAUUUUAAUCAUCGAAGGUUUCCUUCUGUUUAAUUAUAAGCCCCUUGAUACUAUAUGGAAUAGAAGCUAUUUCCUAACCAUCCCAUAUGAAGAGUGUAAGAGGAGAAGGAGUACGAGGGUCUAUGAGCCCCCAGACCCACCUGGGUAUUUUGACGGGCACGUGUGGCCCAUGUACUUAAAGCACAGACGAGAGAUGGACAACAUCACCUGGGAGGUUGUGUACCUGGAUGGAACCAAAUCAGAAGAGGACCUCUUUUCAGAAGUGUAUGAAGAUCUUACAAAAGAGCUAGCCAACCACAGCCCAAGUACGGCCCUAGCAAAGUGGAUGGUGAAGGAUGGACAGCCAGGAAAAUAAUUCAUCGUAUAUGCCAGAAUGGUACACUGAGGGAUUAUAUUCACUCACUGUUUGCUUUGAGGAUAAUUCAGAGGCAGAAAUUCAGUGCGGCUGUGAAGAUGUGAUUAUUUUGUCAGGUUGUUUUUAGGGGUGAAAAUACUUAUCCUUUGUUAUCUCUCUCUCUCUGUCUCACUCUCUUUCUCUCUCUCUGUUUCAUCUCUUAAUGAUAUUUAUGUUAUGUAGUUUCAAAUUUUGGUAGAUGACUGUCCCAAUGAGACUGAUAUUAUCCUAUUGGCAGAGUGAAAUUGAAAUGCUGAUGAUUUUAAUAUUUCUAGAGCUCCCCUUUUCCUUUAUUCCCUUAAAUGUUUUCCUUAAAGUUCAUAUUUUGCAAAUACCUCAGAAGUAAGUGCAAGAUUUAAAAAGAUUACUUCUACUUCUUUAAAGUUGACAGGUUUUUUUGCAAGAGAUGGGACAUCCUCCUACAUUCAGCCUAAGUAAAAAAGUACAGAGGUGGCAGUGUUUUGGGGCCUGGCUGGAUUAAGGAGCUCAGAUGGUAUCCUCAGUGCUCUGCAUUCUGUUGGAGUUUAUUUUGAAGUAAGGUUCUCUCUGCUGACAGACAGGAUAAUCUCUUCUCAGCAUCCUCAUAGGCCCUGCAGCCCAGUGUGAAAAGAUAGUUUAUCCUUUUUCAGAUUGCCUAUGAGUGAAUAAAUGUUGGAAUUGGCUAUAGAAGACAAGAAGGUUCCUAAGUCAUUCUCACCACUAUUGCAUAUGUAUAAAAUUAUUUUUAAAGAAUUUUCUUGGCUUUUUUGUAGUGUAGGGGUUGAACCCUACCCCUUUUUGCAUGCUAAGCAUAUGCCCUAGCACUGAGCAAUACUCCUAGCCUUAAACAGUUCCUUAAGAAGCAAUUUUCCAUUUGGCUCAGCUGAAAAGGCCCAGAGAAGACUUUGCUUGGUUCUGCUUGGGUUGCAUGACUUGCUAGACCAGUCCCUGUGGCCAGGACGUGGCAUACUCUAAUUGGUCAUCACUGGCUUAUAGUUCCCAUCCUGUAAGUAAAUACCCCACCUAAAACCUGAUUUUUAAAAUUUCCCAAGGGGAAGGCAAGGUAGAUGGAUGGUAGAAACCAAAAGAAGAAAAAUGAAAAAGCAUUUUGGAAGAUCUUGUUACUGAUGUAUUUGAACUACAUGAAUUAAAGGGCUAAACAGCCAAUGAAGUUCUUAGGUGACCGAAGAAAAGACAGUCUGAGUCAUCCCAGAUUGAAGACUAUUACAUGGUUUUGGUGAGAAGCAAUUGCACUAGUCCAGUUAUUAUCAUCUCUCAAAAGAAUUAGGUUUCUUGUAUGGUCAAUAAAUUUCUCCCUAACCUGGGGAACUGGGCCCAGCAGGGCAGCCCAUUGACCCUGAACACUCCUGAUUUAAAAUCAGUCAUUCUAGUAGGCAUUGGAGAAAUAUUGGAACCAUUUUAAAAUUUCUUCUUGCAAGGAGAACCAAUAAUCCAUGGCAGAUAUGCCCAUCCGCCCUUGUCAUUUCUUACUUUGGUGGAAGACUGGUCUCCCAUGAUGAACCUUGGGAUACAAACUGAAAUAGAUACGAAUUGUGUGGCAGUCGAGCAAGGGGCUGAGCCUUCAUAAAUUGCUGCCCCUGAGCCAGAGACCUUGUCUGAGAACUAUCAGCGCCCCAGGAACAGCUUGCUGGCAUGUUUCAGCUGCUAGCCUCCUGUGCUAUGUCCUGGGCAGUGGCCAGUGCUUCGUUCCAGUUCUCCUUUAAUGGCCAAGUCAUACACUGGGAUUUGCUUUAUCCUGUGCCUAUGGAUAAGGAUGAAAGGAGCCCUGGUUAUGUAGCUCAGGUAAUUGCACCCUGUUCCAUUCCAAACCCUGCCUUCACCAUCUAUCUGUUCCAAGGCCCAGAACAGCUGGUGUGUCCUAUGGUGCUUCAAGCCCAUAAGAAAGUACAUUUUCAUGUAUAUGACUUAUCUCUUACUUUGCCUGUAUCCAAGAGGCAGGUAAGAAAAUAUUUAGCGAUGCAGCUUAAGGCUGUCAGGUCUGUGUUCUAGAAUCUAGGUAAAAGGUAAAGACAAGAAAGAAAAAAUGAGACACUAGAAGAGAUGUGACUCUGGAAGCAAAUCAGCUUUUCCUGCGUCUUAAGAUUUAUGGUAGUUUCUCUGUUGCAUAAAUAAGUAACCAUGCUAUUUAUAGUAACCCAGCACCUUUCCUAGGUCUGCCAGCCACAGCAUGCAAGCAGAGCUGGCAGGGAGCGGCCCUCAGUCUAACCUGGUUUGACCCUGACUCUGGGACUGAGGUAGCUGAGGUGACCUUUCCAAGGUUUCAAGUGAUGACUCCAGGUUUUCCCUCCUGGCAUCUCUUAAACCUAUUCCACUGAUUCUUCAUUCUAUGUCUAUAAAAUCAUAAUUAUGAUAAAGUAGUAAUGGUAAAGAGAAGCAAGACAUAUUGAUUUCAUUAUUAAUGAAAUGAGCAAAAGGCUAUGAAGUAACACAUUUAAAUCAGUCCUCAUUUUAAUUUAAAGUUUAAAGUGAAAUUUAAUCACUGUGUAUUCUCAAUAUAACAAAGCAGUCAAGGUACCAGGAACAUUCAAACUCACUUUAAAAAUGUUUAUUUUCAUCUCAUUAUAAAAAAUACUAAUUAUAAAAAUGUAUGUAAAAGCAAAAGGAGAAAAGAGCCAUCUGUAUUCUACUAGCUUCAUUUUAAGCAGUUUAAUGAGUGAGCUUCCAGGGUUUAAGCUGUCACAUUAGUCUCUUGCAAGACAUUGCAGGGACAGUGAUUAAUCAGCCAGGAGUACUUCUGU